GGCGGGGAAGGAAGGUGGUGGCUGCCCGGCGCGGGGAGGGGGGAGGGGGGCGCUGACCCGGAUGUUCACUCUUGGGCACCCGGGGAAGUGGAAGCGCAGGGCCCUGCUGCGGGGGGGAGAGCCACAGACGCCGGGACAGGGAUCGUCGCCGCCGCCGCCACCAUGAGCGAUCAGCAGCUGGACUGCGCCUUGGACCUGAUGAGGCGCCUGCCUCCACAGCAGAUUGAGAAGAACCUGAGCGACCUCAUCGACCUGGUCCCCAGUCUGUGUGAAGAUCUCCUGUCUUCUGUUGACCAGCCCCUGAAAAUUGCCAGAGACAAGGUGGUGGGCAAGGAUUACCUUUUGUGUGACUACAACAGAGACGGGGACUCCUAUAGGUCACCGUGGAGUAACAAGUAUGACCCUCCUUUGGAAGAUGGGGCCAUGCCAUCUGCUCGGCUCAGAAAGCUGGAGGUAGAGGCCAACAAUGCCUUCGACCAAUACCGAGACCUGUAUUUUGAAGGUGGUGUCUCUUCAGUCUACCUCUGGGAUCUCGAUCAUGGCUUUGCUGGGGUGAUCCUCAUAAAGAAAGCUGGAGACGGAUCGAAAAAGAUCAAAGGCUGCUGGGAUUCCAUCCACGUGGUGGAAGUGCAGGAGAAGUCCAGUGGCCGUACUGCCCAUUACAAGUUGACCUCCACGGUGAUGCUUUGGCUGCAAACCAACAAAUCCGGCUCGGGCACCAUGAACCUGGGAGGCAGCCUGACCAGACAGAUGGAGAAAGAUGAAACUGUGAGUGACUGUUCCCCACACAUAGCUAACAUCGGGCGCCUGGUGGAGGACAUGGAAAACAAAAUCAGAAGCACGCUGAAUGAGAUCUACUUUGGAAAAACAAAGGACAUUGUCAACGGGCUGAGGUCUGUGCAGACGUUUGCAGACAAAUCAAAACAAGAAGCGCUUAAGAACGACCUGGUGGAGGCCUUGAAGAGAAAGCAGCAGUGUUAAAGACCUCUGCUUCAUGCUAACCGGACACGCCAUGCACUCGUUAGGUUCCUUUCUUUAGAAAACUCGUUUUCUGCUCCUUUUCCCUCUUCCUUUCCCUCCCUGACAGGUCACAUAACCGUUUGCAUCGACCACGCAGCGCCAUCUUCCCCCCCAAAAUAAAGUCCGAUAACCACCCUCCUCUGGCUCCAAGGCCUGCUUCCCACGACGUUUCCAUAGAGACCUGUGGUUUUGUUCGCCUGUCCCCUCCCUUCCCUUGCCCAUUUAUAGGCACAGAUACACUGUCUGACACCGCUCCCUCCAUCUUUUUGUUACAUUGGUGUAAAAAAUGUAAAACAAAAAAAUUUUAUGAACUAACUGGUGUGUGAAAGAGAAGAAAAACUGGAGCUCUGAUCCGUGUGUGUUUGGGAGUUGCUUGGAGCCGGGGCCGGGGGACAGGGGACAGCUAUGGAGGAAGGAGAGAUGUCCUCAGCACUGUCCUGCGCAGGUGUACCCUUGUCCUGAGGAGACCACGGUGAGGGUGGGAGCUGGCGACCGGCUGCUCUUCUGGCCAGGUGCUUUUCUGUCAAUUUUUAUGGAAUGCAAAAGGAGUUUUUGUUUUAUUUUGUUUUUUUGUAAAGCUUAAACAGACAAAAUCUACAUCUUCUACUUGAGCCUCCAUACUUAAAAAAAAAAAAAAGGAAAAAAAAAGAACAAAAAAUAAAUAAAAAGAAACUG
This is a messenger RNA of Arvicanthis niloticus (Nile rat), 1695 nucleotides long. RefSeq names its product capping actin protein of muscle Z-line subunit beta (gene Capzb). NCBI's taxonomy places the organism in Eukaryota, Metazoa, Chordata, Mammalia, Rodentia, Muridae. The record is from RefSeq and is a predicted model, not a curated record. Gene Ontology annotation, biological process: negative regulation of filopodium assembly; actin cytoskeleton organization; barbed-end actin filament capping. Gene Ontology annotation, molecular function: actin filament binding. Gene Ontology annotation, cellular component: cytoplasm; F-actin capping protein complex.